Molecule: messenger RNA, 1310 nt
Organism: Setaria italica (foxtail millet)
Lineage: Eukaryota; Viridiplantae; Streptophyta; Magnoliopsida; Poales; Poaceae
Exons: 2
Coding region: 179-979 (266 amino acids)
Biological process (GO): regulation of amino acid export
Source: RefSeq, a predicted model, not a curated record
GAAUGAGGUCCAUUCCAGGUGGUUUGGUCCGACCUGGAAUGAAGUCAAGCCUCAAUAAAAAUUGUUGUUCGAUUGGCCUAGUUCGGAACCAAACCUGGAGCGGUUUGGUUUCACUCCUUCACUUCGAGACCCAGAAGCAAUCUCCACCUCCAACGCUCCGGAACGAAUCCAAGGCGUGAUGGCCCUGACUCGCGGCGGCGCUGCGGUAGUCGGCGCGGGAGGUGUCCCGCUUGUCGUCCUCCGCGCGGGACCUCUCCCACCGCGCGAUGCCCGACGACGAGUCCGACGAGGCCAGGUUGGCCGGCGCCGACGGGGAGAAGGGUUUCGCGGCCGGCGCGGCCAGGCCGGCGACGCCGACGGGGAGAAAAGCUCGGCGGCCGGUGUGGCCAGGCCGGCGGCAGGGUUCCAGGAGCACGUGGUGGUCAUCAUGGGCGGUGAGGAGAGGCCGACCUUCCUCGCCAUACCGGCGGCCAGCCGAGCCAUCGUGGAGCUAGGAGCCAUGCCAACGGCGCCGGCCUCAUGCGGUGGAUCUGGCUCAGGAGAGGAGAAGAAAGCGCCGGUGCAGGAUGACAGCGGCUGUGCAGAGCAGACCAGCUCGCAGCUGCGGCUCGGAGCGGACGACGACGCGGGCAUCGGGAAAGCAGCAGCAGCAGCACGACGGCGCUGCAAGAAAAUUUGCAAUAAAAAGCAGGCUAUGCCAGGUUGUAUCAUGUUUAAAGAUGUACCACUUGAGCAUGAAGAUGAUCUUCGCAUCAUGUUUGAUUCAAUUAUCUAUACAAAUGAGAGCUCAUUUGUACCAGGGGCUACUGAAGAUGACCCUACAUGUGAAGGUGAGGGUGCCAUUGCAGGGGCAGUGGUGUUGAUGGUCAGGUUGAGGAAGGGGAUGGUUCACCCAAGUUGUCACCCAAUGUCCAGCAGCGUAUCACAGGGAAAAGGUCUGCUCAUGAUUCUCCCAAGGGAAAGAAGAAGAAUACUUUGAGAGAUCAGUAUAUGAGACGAUUGGUUGAAGCAUAUGAGUUGAAGGCACAGAGUAGUUCUGCAACUUCUCCUGCUGUAAACCCUGUUAGAGAUGAGAUCACUCAAUUGAUGGACUUGGUCAUUCAGGAUGGGGCUAAAGAGGAUAGUGAUGAACACUUUUAUGCCACACAACUUCCUUGUAAAAGGGAGAAUCGUGAUGUCUUUAUGACUUUAAAGACAUCAAAUGGUAGAUUAAACUGGCCGAGGAGAGCAUGGGAGGCGAGGAAGCGUUAGUGUGUGUUAUGUAUAGGCUACUAUUAUUUCCUUCAUGUCUAACACUAGCUUUUCGAACU